Mauremys mutica (yellowpond turtle) is the source of this 636-nucleotide messenger RNA. Its product is annotated as zinc finger protein 154-like. NCBI's taxonomy places the organism in Eukaryota, Metazoa, Chordata, Testudines, Geoemydidae. The record is from RefSeq and is a predicted model, not a curated record. The transcript is spliced from 2 exons. The annotation marks the transcript as partial. Gene Ontology annotation, biological process: regulation of cytokine production; negative regulation of transcription by RNA polymerase II; regulation of immune system process.
GGGAAAAGCUUCACUACCAGCUCAGGCCUUUCUAAACAUCAGAGAAUCCACACAGGAGAGAGGCCGUACGAAUGCAGUGAGUGUGGGAAAACCUUCAGUUGCAGUUCGCACCUUAUUAGGCAUGAGAGAAUCCACACAGGGGAGAGGCCCUAUGAAUGCAGUGAGUGUGGAAAAUGCGCCACUAACAUCUCAGACCUUUCCAAACAUCAGAGAAUCCACACGGGGGAGAGGCCCUAUGAAUGCAGUGAGUGUGGGAAAAGCUUCACUAGCAGCUCAGGCCUUUCUGAACAUCAGAGAAUCCACACAGGGGAGAGGCCCUAUGAAUGCAGUGAGUGUGGGAACACCUUCAAUCGCAGUUCGCACCUUAUUAGGCAUCAGAGAAUCCACACAGGGGAGAGGCCCUAUGAAUGCAGUGAGUGUGGGAACACCUUCAGUCGCAGCCUUUCUAAACAUCAGAGAAUCCACACAGGGAAGAGGCCCUAUGAAUGCAGUGAGUGUAGGAAAAUUUUCACUUACAGAUCAGGCCUUUUUCUCCAUCAGAGAAUCCACACAGGAGAGAGGCCCUAUGAAUGCAGUGAGUGUGGGAAAACCUUCAAUCGCAGUUCGCACCUUAUUAGGCAUGAGAGAAUCCACACA